Messenger RNA from Leptopilina heterotoma, 943 nucleotides. RefSeq lists its product as uncharacterized. The transcript is spliced from 4 exons. Lineage: Eukaryota; Metazoa; Arthropoda; Insecta; Hymenoptera; Figitidae. The record is from RefSeq and is a predicted model, not a curated record. Bases 1 to 768 code for a protein of 255 amino acids.
AUGAUAAUAAUUUCUUUAAUGCACAAUAUUUUACUUUACGAAGAAAAAUUGUUUCAUUUUGAGAGAGGAAUUCGAAAAAAGAUGCAGUCCUUAAUAUGGUUAGUGAUUCUUGUCAUCAAUUGUACGAGUGCUUUGCAAUUAAAAAAAGAAAAUUCGACGAGUGAAAUUGCAAAAGAAUCAUCCGGAUGUUUUUGUGGAAUAUUCAUGGACGGACAGUUAAAAAAAGGAAGCGGAGGACAGCCAAAGGGGGAGGCAAUUUUAUCUCAAAAACAGUCAAUUUCCGGACCUUGCAACUCAAUUGGAAACCGAAUUUGUCUGAAGAGUUGUCUAAAGACUGCUUUAAAGUACAUUUCGAAUGGUGGGGAGAUUUUGUGCGGUUCCCUAGGACGGGACUGUUUUAAAGAACGAGCUCAUUUAUUCAUUAAAAACUGCAAUGACGAGUGGAACAACACAAAUUUAUCGAGGGAAUUUUGCUGCAAGAAUGGCAAUCCAUACAAGUGUUUUGCCCGCUCUGAAUUAAAUUUAGACCAAAAUUCCCGUCUCGGGAAAGAACCUCGUGAUCCAAGAUUAAUGCCUGCCGAGAGUUUGAACCUAUAUUUAGAUUGUGUGUCAACAAAAAAAGUGAAAAAGAAAUUAAUUUCUGAAUUUUUUCCAAAUAACAACAGUAAAUGGAUUUUUCUUUCUUUUGAAAAAAAAGGUGAAGUGAUUUUCAAUUGGAAAAAAAAUUUCCUAAUUAAAAAAUUUAUUGUCAAGAUGAUUAAGUUAUAACCUCCAAGAUCAAGGGCCUUUUUAAUUAUAAUUUAAAUCGUUCAUCAGUUGGCAGAGACUUUGACAUGCAGCGAGUGUGCUUUUGCAAUCCAAAGAGGAAGAGUUACAAAAUUCAAGUGAAUCGUUCAAAAAUUUAAUUGUUCAAACAAAAAAUUCUUUAUAAAAUCCAUUUUUU